CCGGCCUCCCCCUCCAAAGACAGUCAUGGGAGGGUGCCGGGGGCCUUCUUCUCCUCCCAGCCAGUUCUAGACCUGAGUCAAAAUGGACUUCAGCACCUGGGAGACGUCCUUAAAAUCCCCACCCUUAAAGUACUUGAAAACUUUGCUUUUGGAGAGCAACCCCAUCAAAAUGUUACCUGUGGAGCUGGGCAACGUGAGGACGCUGAGGGCCCUGAACCUGAGGCGCUGCCCCGUGGAGUUCCCGCCCCAGCUCGUGGUGCAGAAGGGCCCGGCGGCCAUCCUGAGCUUCCUGCGCGCCUGCGCCACAGAGCCAGCGCCUCGAGCAAUUUCACCCCCUGAAAAGACAACCCCAAACCAGCAGCCACGUCCCCAGUGGGAUUUACCCAAAGAAUGUGCACCCAGCAGAGAGACCACAAAUUCUCAGGGGCCAGAGGGGAGCAGGCUGGCGGAAGCGGUGGACCCGAGCAAGCUCCGGAGGUGCCCGGGGCCCUGCGAGGACUGGCCGACCGAGGGGGAGCUCAGGCGCUUCUGGAAGCUGCGGCAGGAGAUCGUGGAGAAGGAGCAGGCAGAGGUCCUGCAGGGCCAGCUCCUGGCGGUCGAGUUGCCUCCAAACUUGCGAGCCAUGCUGCGUGGCCGGGGGGACGGGCGCCCCGGCCGCAGACACACCCUCAGAAGGACGGCGCCCUCCCUCAGGGGCGCCCAGCCAGGCCUGGCUUCAGCGAACCCGGCAGUGAGCUGGGCAGGGCAGCUGGAGGAGAGGCGGGCAGCGGCGCUCCGGGAGCUCCAGGAGAAGCAGGCGCUGGUGGAGCAGCGCCGGAGAGACCAGCAGGUGCUGCAGGAGUGGCGGGAGCAGGCCCAGGCGAUGAAGAGGAAGGAGGAGGAGCUGGGCAGACGCCGGCCUCCUGGGCGGGUGCUGGUGGCAUCGGAAGUUCCCUUUGCUACAGACAUGCCAGACAAGGCGAGAGCACCAGCGAACCUACCUGGACAGAGGGCACAAAGCAAAGAGAGGUCCCUGCGAGCAGGUGACACGCUGAGAGCCGGCCACCAGGGGGCGCUGGAGGAAAGGCUGAGAUGGCACCUCCGGCAAGUGCGGGAGCAGCGGAGAGCAGCCUUUGGAGGGACGGCUCCGCUCGGGGCCAUACGGAAGGCUGCGCAGGACUCGGACGGCGACCCCUGGCCCGAGAGAGGAGAGUGGUGCCGUUGGCAGCAAGCAUGUUGUUUGGCUCUGGGGGACGGGGCCUGUGGCAACUCCACUGUGACAGGGGCAACGCUCCUGGUGUCGCAUGUCAGAGCACAGGCCACCUGCCAAAGGCACGCCUCCCAACCUCACGUGACCACCGUCUGGCCAGUGGGACAUGAACAGAGGCCAGAAAGCUCCAGGAUGAGGCGGAGGUGAAGCAGAAGCCAGGUCCGCCCUGAGCAGCCGCCGUGAGCGCCUGGCCCUCCCCGGGGACCUUCCACCGCGCUGGCCUAGCAGCCUUGGAACGUAUUUUCUAACAAGAAAUGUUAAGCACCUGGAAACGCUUGCAAGUGCUGAUGGCGAAGUCUCACACACACCGACAGACGUGUCUCCGGCCCGGCAGCCGGGCUGGGGCCGGCGGCUCCCUCGGGCGUGCGGGGUCCUGGGGCCGUGGUCUCCCCGAGCUCUCUGUGCAGGCAGCCUGCUUUUUGGGUUUUCACCCGUGUUGCUUCUCGGAGCCCUGAAGGUUUCAGUUGCCUCCAGAGGAGGAAGAGGACACUGCAGACCAGGCCCACUGCACUCGUUUUAGCAACCGGCCGCCACAAAUGUAGCAAAUGUAGCCGGGGUGUCCCUGACUCGGCUGUUUCCGCUCGGGGGAUACACUCGCCAACUCCUGCCACGCUACACGGCCUUGAGGGGCCGUGGGUGAGCGGCCCGUCACCUGCAGCACACUCUCCCCUGCCCUUCCCCCUUCCCCGUGCCCAACCCCUGCCCUGAGUGUGGGACAGUGAAAUGCUGCCGGGGCCACCCCCGCACCCAGGGUGCCCGGAAGCCGUCCCGGUCAGCCCUUUGCCAUCUCUCACGCUGGCUCCUCAGCCAGGCUCCUCUGCACACGCUGCCCCCGGGGAGGGACGCCGAGCCCCGUCGGUGGCCGCUCCCAGGCCGUCCUCCUCCUGUGGUCUCUGGGAUGCGUGUGUCCCACCUGGGGCCCAACUGCAGUCACGUCACUUCUUCCAAAAGUCCCUUUGCUCCAAGAAUCUCAGCAUCGGGCGGCAAAGCCCAUCCCUGACAGACGGCUGCAGUGGGAAUUGGGCCGGCAGCUCAGCUGGUCAGAGCGCCGUCCCGAUGCACCCAGGUUGCAGGUUCAACCCCGUCAGGGCGUGGACGGUGCACGAGUGGGCGGGACAGCAGGUCCAUGUCUCUCAGGUCAAUAAAAGAUUCAGGGUCAGCG
Artibeus jamaicensis (Jamaican fruit-eating bat) is the source of this 2411-nucleotide messenger RNA. It is a transcript of the gene LRRC27, whose product is annotated as leucine rich repeat containing 27. Lineage: Eukaryota; Metazoa; Chordata; Mammalia; Chiroptera; Phyllostomidae. The transcript is spliced from 10 exons. Bases 83 to 1396 code for a protein of 437 amino acids. The record is from RefSeq and is a predicted model, not a curated record.